Molecule: messenger RNA, 3512 nt
Organism: Branchiostoma floridae (Florida lancelet)
Lineage: Eukaryota; Metazoa; Chordata; Leptocardii; Amphioxiformes; Branchiostomatidae
Product: MAM and LDL-receptor class A domain-containing protein 2-like
Exons: 9
Coding region: 310-1971 (553 amino acids)
Biological process (GO): nervous system development
Cellular component (GO): membrane
Source: RefSeq, a predicted model, not a curated record
UGUUGCCAAGCCGGGAUAGGUUCUCUCCAUUCCAGUACCGGGGUCGGCUAGGCUCGGGGUGUUAGGUGUUCCGUAGCCAAAACUUGGCGGCAACAACACGCUAUAUCACCGGGAUUUUCCCUCGGAACGGUUCCAAACUAACACUCAGCCUUUGUUCAACACAGGAAAUACGGAAUUGUGAGUUGUUUACAAGCGCCGGGGGCUUCUAGGAGCGGGACUGUGCUGUGAGUUGUAGGGUAACUACCACUACUAUUAUGGCGAUCGGGAGGCAGUGACCGGUACCGGGAACAUAACACGGACUGCCCCAGUAUGGAAUCCCUACUCCUUACCGAGUACGGAGUGUUGUUCGUGAUCAUGUGUGUGCCAGGGAUAUUACCCGUGGUUGGACAGAACACGUCAGGUACGAGGACGUCCACGUUUAAGUGUACAUAUGAGGAAGAACCUACAGUGUUCUGCACACUACAGCCCAACAGCGGAUGGUCAAUCAAGACCACGGGAGAGGUGGACAUUAGCGGGGACCACACCACGAAUAGUACAGAAGGCCAUGUCGCUGUGAUAGAAUCCGACCUGGACAGCGUGUUGACAAUCUCCCCACUCCGUAUCGUGGACAGCGCGGUGGUGAGUGUGCAUUACUACAUGCACAGUAACAGCAUCAAGCCGCCAUACCCCUUCCUGAACGUGUCCGUGCUGUGUGAACCCUCGGACCCGGAGGUAGGCAAGCCCGAGACGCUGACCAGCUAUGAGGGGUCGAGUUGGCGGCGAUGGGCGGAGGCACGGCUGUACGUGUCCCCGGACUCAGGCUGCAAGGUCUUCACGGUACUCAUCAAGGGUAGAAGAGGUGACGGCACCCUGGCUAUCGAUGACGUCCAGCUCAGGGCAGACGAACCAACCCCCUCCAGACUACUGGGCUCCUCCUCCACCACCGUUGAUGACGUCACCAGCUAUACCGUUGAGCCGUUCGUUGAGUCGCCAGACGGCGUCAUGGUGACGUCAUGCUUCUUCAACAACUCGGACGACCCGUUUUGCGGCUGGGAGAACCCUCACCAUGGUAACCUGGUGUGGAUGAGGAGAAGAGGGCAGACCCCGACUACAAAGACGGGACCGAUGGAAGCCAGACCUGAUGGAGACGGGUACUACGUGCACAUCGAAGCGUCCACAGUGAUGAACGAAGACCACGACAACUUCACGGCGAGUCUGUACACGCCCGAGAUCACCCAGACCGACGCCAAGUACAUGUGCGCCAAGUUCUACUACCACAUGUACGGCAAGGACAUCGGCACCUUCAGCGUCUUCAUCCAGUACGGGAUGGACACGUUAACCCGCCGCCUGCUGUACGAGUUGGGGGAGAAGGACCAGCAUUGGUACCGUGCCUCCGUCACCUUCGCGGCAACCUUUCAACCAUUCAGGCUCCUGUUCGAGGCCACAGCGUACCCCGGUAGACAGUUCGGUGACAUCGCGCUGGACGAUGUGGUCAUCAUGACAGGACGGUGUCCGAAAGAAACGGAGCCAACCGAAGCACCUACGUCCGGAGGAGCUCAGAACCACUUCCUACAGCCCACACGGACGGAGACAAUCAUCAUCGCAGCCAUCCUCGGAGGUAUUGUGGUGGUUCUACUGGUGGCAGUGAUAGCGCUGGGAGCACCGCUACUCAUCAAAUCAUUCAAGAGAAGCCGCUGUUACCGGCGGCGGCGAGGAGGAAGACAACAGGGCAAUACGCCGAUGGCAAGGACACAAAGCCAGUCGCCAUUUUCCCGCGAUGAAUUGUGGGGCACAUACUUUUCCCGCCGUUUCCGGAACAGGCCGCCAUCUUACCGAACCUACCAACGCCAGGUGGCCGCGGAGCAGCAACUGCGCAGGAUCAACGCCGCCACCUUAGCCCCGCCCACAGAAGGGGAACCGCCACCGGCCUAUGAUGACGUCUUCAACAGCGCCUACAAUCAGCUGGACGACCCACCCGGAAGCGGAAAGUGAUGACAAACUUUGGAAACCUGUGCCUGAAGAAGGAAAACGCCGGACACUCCCGCGGAAAACGAAGGGGAGGAAAACCAAAAUCCCGACGAAUCACUUGAUAAGCUGGAAGAAAGACUGCAGAAAAAGCCUAAGAGGCGAAGAGCAGUGGACAAAGACACAUUUACUGUAGAUAUAGAAGCCACUAGCGAAGUAGAAGAAGAUGAGGAUGAAAAUGACUCAACUGUGCAAUCUAAUCCUGAGGACACAGAAAACACUCAAGCAGAGGUGGAAAACGAGGACACAGAGUCAUCACAAGUCAUUCAAACUGAGGUGCAAAUCCAAACUGAACCAGUUUCUAAUGAGGAAUCUAGGAACACUUCCGGCGAUAGCUGUCAAUCAUCUGAUGACGUCAGGAUCGUCAUCCGGUUACCGUCGGUUCGCCCCCCUCCCGCAGACGACAGUGAUGGCGGAAUCACCAACGCUGCGUUUGAAGGGGACAACGAAGGAGAAACAGAAUACGAGGAAAUCCAAGUUUCCGACCGCGAAGAAGCAAGAUCUUGCUAGCAUAUUAGCCAACCUCAUGGUGAUAUUCUUAUGAUUGUAUAUAUUGAACGGGUACUGGUGAUAUUUUUCAUUUGCAACUUUUCCUCUUUGUAGUUGUUGAGCAUAGACAUGCCUUAACACGUUUUCUUUUCAAAUACAAAGCGAAAUGAAACAGACAUCUUUCAACGAAUUAAGAAAUAGCUGUGGAAAGGCAAUAGCAACAAAUACUAAUUCAAUCCAUCAUUGAAAAACAUGGCCCAAUGAAAAGGAACUUCCUUUAAUUAAGGGUAAACCCAGUUUCACGUAGACAUUGUUUUCUUUUAGGCCUUGAAUUGUUUUGGUACGACUUUUGCGAGUUUCAUGCUUGUGCAAAUAAUGAAAAGUCAGUGCGCCCUACUAGGUGGCCAUAGAAAAUGCUAAUAGACAUUUGAUAGCAUUAUGUCUAAACCCAUACAAUAAUAGAAAACCGUGCCUUCAUAUAGAACAAAUAGAGCGCUAGAAUACUAUAGAAUAUGUCAUCGUGGUAUUAGGAGGAAAGAAUGUACAGAUUUUUAAACAUAUUCAAAACAGAGAUAUUUCUAUUUCAGAUUAUUAUACGGUGGAAGAUGAUAGUGUAUUGUUUAUGUUCUGUGAGACUGGAUUGUAAUUAGGUACUCUUGGUUCCAUUCUUUCUAUGUAAGCCCCAAAUCUGCAUGUUAGCCUAUACACAAACACAUGUCCCAAAUACGGCCUUUAACUUUGAAAUUUUACAAUCGAUACACAUACAUGUACUGAGGAAAGUGGGGAUUAUCUAUUGACGGAAAAUUUAAGAUUUAUGUAAAAUCUAUUUUAUGUAUCAUAUUUGGUACGCAAGUAUUGCACUUUCCCCCAAGCGGUACUUCUUGGUAUUGCGCUUACUCUUGUGCCUGAAAUUAUCUAAACGGUUUUGUCUAUAGUUGUUUACAUCUUGCUUAUAUGUUGUACUGGGGUUCUGGUGAAGUAAACAUGAUGAACUGCUUUGUUUGAAGCACACACGCACA